This is a messenger RNA of Saprolegnia diclina VS20, 876 nucleotides long. RefSeq lists its product as hypothetical. Lineage: Eukaryota; Oomycota; Saprolegniomycetes; Saprolegniales; Saprolegniaceae. The record is from RefSeq and is a predicted model, not a curated record. The coding region runs from base 208 to 828 and encodes 206 amino acids. The transcript has a single exon.
AUUUUCAUCACCGAGGUGCCUGGCGAAGUGCACCAGGAGGUCAUUAUCUGUCUGAACGACGCUGUGCGCGCCGUCUUGGCAGGUACGCCGUUAAAGUCCACCACAGACGUGGAUUACUACCAUGCCGGCCACGCCCGCAGACCCGACCUCGCGAUUAGACCGAGACGCGCGAUCCGCGGCGACCCCUGGAGCCAUUUGCCCCGCUGCAUGAUCGAGGUCGCCGUCACGCACAACACGUCGUUCAACAAGUACGACCUGCACACACGCGCGCUCUUCGCUGAGUUUCCCGUGCUCCAGACGGUCCUUGUUCUCGUCCUCUACCCGCUGCGGAACGCGGCGACGCUUGACCCCAACAUGAACCCCAUCUUGGCGCAGAUGCCCGCGCUCGCUGUGCUCUACCGUCGUCUCGGCAAAAACAUUGCGAUCACGGACGCCAUGAGCUGCGGCAACUACGCUCUACACGGGAACGUGUACCUCCCAGGGCACGUGCAUGUACGCGACGAGGUCGAUGCGAUGGCUGCCGAGCUGCCGCACGUCGUCGAGCUCCAGCCGUGGAACCAUGGACCUUUCAUUACGCUGCUCGGUGACGAUCUGUACCGCACCUCAGAUGGACACGGCCAUAUCAUGCAAGGCUUGCUCCCCGACUACCCCGUGCAUUUGGCAACGACGAUCGCCGCAGCGAUUCGGACUGGAUACGAAGAAGCAACCCCCGCGAACGGUCUCGCCGCACAAACUGCUGCUGUUCAAGCAGCCGCACAAGCUGCCGUGCAAGCUGCUGCCGCACCGAAUGUCCGACGCCGCAACCACCGCUACAACCUCCGCCACUGAAAGAUUCCUGGCAUGGCAUUUCUAGUUUUCGUUUUGCUUUUUAACUUC